CGCCGGGAAUGGAGCUCCGGGGCUGGCGUGCCACAGGCUCCCGCCGCUGGAAGGGGAUGCGGGGAUGCUGAAAGUGAGCUCGGCGUCUCGGGGCAGAGCGAUGUGGCGAGGAGGAAAGGGCCACGGGAGCUGCUUGCCUUUUGGAUAAUACCUGCCCCUGCCGCGGGUCUCGUGCGUCGGCACUCUUCUUGUUUGUGUGUGGCAUGCGGAGCCGGGGUUUUAUAUGGCAUUUGGGAGCCGAGCGAGGUCACACUUCCUUUUUUUAAAAUUCUUUGCUUUGGAAGUCUUUCUCAUGUGGAAGCACGCUGCUCCCUAACUCCUGGCUAAGCAGACUUCAGUUCACCAACUUUGCUGCCGUACAGCAGACAUAACUCCUUGACAGGAUGGCAGACAAAAGAACAGCUGGCACAAAGCAAUAGGGGAUUCGUAGCAAGGAGGAGGAAAGAAGAUCACAGACCUUUCACCCGUGCCAUCGACGCCCGGCAGCUGUCAGAGCAGCAGUGGAAGGGACAGCUGAAGCCACCAUGCGCAGGUCUAGCACCGAUGAGUCGACCUAUCACAGGAGCCCUUCCCUGGACAGCAAGGAUUACAGUUUCCCAAAUGGCACCUUUCGUCGCUACAGCAGCAUGUAUGGUGGCCAGUUUGGGGCUGCCAGCAACUCUUUUUUUGGAUUCCACACCAACCCAGGCCCAAAGGCCACCAAGGCUAAGUACACGUCCCCCAAGGGAAACAAGUACGUUGUCUUUUACCUGGAUCUCUCAUUUAUUUUUCUCCUAGAACUGAAGAGGUGCAGCAUGGCUCACAACUGCCUGCAGUGUAUCAAGUACCUAAUGUUUGUUUUCAACCUUCUCUUCUGGCUGGGGGGCUGUGGAAUCCUUGGUGUAGGCAUCUGGCUGGCUGUUACCCAAGGGAACUUUGCCACUCUCUCCUCUUCUUUCCCGUCCCUGUCUGCUGCCAACCUACUGAUCGUCACAGGGACAUUUGUCAUGAUCAUUGGCUUCGUGGGCUGCAUAGGUGCCAUCAAAGAAAACAAGUGCCUCCUGCUGAGUUUUUUUAUCAUGCUGUUAAUUAUAUUUCUGUUGGAGCUCACUGUUGUGAUUCUGUUCUUCGUCUACACCGACAAGAUUGACAAGUAUGCUCAGCGGGAUCUGAAGAAAGGACUUCAUUUGUAUGGGACAGAUGGAAAUAUUGGCCUCACUAAUGCAUGGAGCAUCAUUCAAACAGAUUUCAGGUGCUGUGGAGUCUACUACACUGACUGGUUUGAAGUGUACAACACAACCCGGGUGCCAGACUCCUGCUGCUUAGAAUUCAGUGAGAAUUGUGGACUUCAUUCCCCAGGGACCUGGUGGAAAGCGCCUUGCUAUGAAACUGUGAAAAUAUGGCUCCAGGAAAACUUAUUAGCAGUGGGAAUCUUUGGAUUGUGCACAGCUAUGGUGCAGAUUCUCGGACUCACCUUUGCAAUGACCAUGUAUUGUCAGGUAGUCAAGGCAGAUACCUACUGUGCAUAGAUACCAUUUCCCAGUCUUUCUGCUCCUCCUCCAAAGGACACAGGAGAAAUCUCCUUCAUGCUCAUUCAUCUGACCUUUCUCCCCCUCUUUGUACUAUAAACUGUGUAUAAUGCUAUCUUUAUGAAGAUUUUGUGAAUCACCCCACUUCACUGAAGGAGGAAGAAAAGAAAAAGUCAGUACUUGAACUGGCACAGGUAAGAAGCAGCCUUGUCUUUAAACAGAGGAAAACCUCCAAAGAGCAAUGUUUCCUUUUCCAUGGCCUAUGGCAAGACAAAGGAGGUUGCUUACAAGAGGCUGAUCUGCAAACCAGUGUUAGGAAAAGAUUGCACUGAGGCAACUUCUGAGAAACCUGCCAGGUUUCCUUCCCGUAUUUCACAGUCCGGAAGAGAGGAAGUAGAAAAUGCAUAUUCUUCAGCAAGAAGGUACAGAGUAGCUAGCACUGAAUGCAAUUGUAAUUUUACUACAGUUUGCCCACAGCUAAAAUGUCAAGAUCAAGCAGCCCUGCCUCCAAGUGUCUCAAAAUGAUUUUGUAGCCGGGAAGGAUCAUCUUCAGAAAUAUGUUGUUUUAAAGGAGUAUUUUUAAUCUUAUGCGCCGCAAAGUCAGGCUUUUAAUCAGAAUCUGUACAGUGAGAUCUGGCUGUUAAUGGAAAACAAUAUUGGACGUUGCCUCACUUACUAAUUGCCAGUGGCAAUAGAUGGUUGACUGCAUAUGUUACGUAUAUUACAUUCAUUAACACAUACUUUUCUGAAGGAAGUGAAAAUACCCAGCAUCUAACCUCAGAAAGAGGAAACCUUCUAUCCUAUUUUACAUUCCAACUGAAAUAACCAAGUAUUAUUUCUUGUACAAGGCACUAUCACUUAUACCUCUGGGAAACAAGUAAUUACUUUCAGCUGUAUCUUCAUUUCAGUAAACAACUUGUGAGUGGGCUCUCUCUGUCAGUCUACUAUGGCUUUAUUUUUUAUCAUUCCUGUUUCAAGUUAGUCUGCCAAAAAAUAUCACUCAUUUCUGCACUUGAAGAUGUGUACAAAGCUGUCAGCUGUUCCUUCCCUGAAUGUCACCAUUUCAUUAAUUUACUUUGGGAUAUGAUCAUCUGCAGGUACGAUAGAGUUUGCCUUGCUGAGGAAAAAUCUUUUGCGCAUUGCCCAUUUGUCUGAGAGUUAUUAAGACUUCAGAUGCUUUUAUGCUCAGCUUUUUUUUUCUCCCAGCUGCACGCUGACAACAGCCAAGACACAUCAGUCUCUCUUAGAACUGGAGUCACCCCUCAGUACUCCUUUUCACAUGCAUCUUCCUUUGCCUAGCUGUUGGCUAGAAUAUACCCCACACUUUCUGAAAUAUCACAGUAUCGCAGGAAACGCAGGAAUCAAAACCAUAACUUUCUUUAGCCAGGGAACAGCCACUUACUGUCCGAUUUCCCCACUCAUUGAUAACUAAAGUAAUUUCUGUAGUACCCUCCUGUGCACACCUUCUAGCAAUGAGGUUAAGAAUCAGAUGUAUUGUAUUGUUCAAACAAAUAAUUCCCCACCAGCAAGUAGCCCCAGAUAAUGCAUAUGUGACAGGGAGAAGCUGGGAAAGGACACAGCAGGGAACAGGCAAACAGAGCAAUGCAGAUGGCCUGCUAACUGCAGCCAGCCUUGGAGGAUCUCUCAGCCACUGACAGUUAGAUGAGAGAGACAGCCAUGAAGCCGUUUUCCCAGAAAGCUCAAUGCAGCCAUCCUUACUGUGACAGACUGGAAGCAUGCAUCAAGCUCACACAAAAAGUUAGCCUGCUUACAACAGCAGGUCUCAGCUACGAGUGACAUUUUGCGUGCUUUGAUUUAAAGGCAAUUUCCAGCAUAAAGCUGGACUUGCCAACCCACGGCCUAUUGAACAAUAUCCUUUACACACAUAACUAAUCCUUUUCUGAACCUGCACCAUUGACAGAUUCGCCCUCACUCCUUAGCUCUUGGGUUUUUUUGGUCUCUUUGCUGGUUUCCUGUAGCCUUCUUACUCUCAGGCAAAAACUACUGAAAUACUCCAUGGUUUCCCAGGAAAUGGUUAGGACAGUCUGAUGUGUAAAAGAGCAAGUAUCUUCCAAAAUCUUACCCCCAGGGGAUGUUCAGCUGUGCAGGCUAAGUUGAAAGUAAUGUAUUACUUGUGUGCAUUUUAUGUGGCUUCUCGAUCACUCUCUAUCACAGCAACCUCACCACCACUAAUGGAUUUUACUGUCAGGCUAACAAGCCUUGACAAAUGUUAACAUACCUUGCUCCAAGCUGAGUGAGCAGCCCACACAGAGGUGCCCUGUAUUCCAAGCAAGCAGCUUACUCUUGAUGUUACAAUCACCACAGUGUCAAUGCUCUCUGCUUCCUCGUCAGGCUCACCUGCAAACGGUCCUGCUCUUCGUUCCUUCCCUCUCUCCACUCUUUUCCUUUCUUACUUGCACAGAUAUAAUUCCAGGUUAGAUGUACCAUUAGUUCUUGCCGUGGUUUAUAGUUUGUACACAGAGGUGCCCCUGCUGACAGCUCAGAGUUUCCACCACUGAAAAGCAGCAUAACAGAGUGGUGAAUACAUUAAUAAAACAUUGAUUUUUUUUAAAGAUAGAUAAAAGGUAGAGAAGUCUAUUUGUAGUAAUCCCUGCCAUUAAAAAUUAACACAGAGACAGCAGGCUGAUGAUGGUUCAGUUGAUAAGAGCAAACCAUUGUGCAGCAGAACUCCCACAGAGAGCUAGCUCCUCAUCAAUUUGCUUGAUGGUGGUGUAGGCAAAAGAGAGAUCACAGACCCUUGUCCUGUGAGUCUCCCAGUAAUACGUGCUGAGCUCUUAGAGAACACUGUUAGACUUCAGCUAAUCCUACAGUGGAAAGAAAAUAUGAGAAAUAGAGACUGAAGACAAGUCACAUUUUGUGGUUCUGCCUUGAAUCAUUUUC
Messenger RNA from Chiroxiphia lanceolata (lance-tailed manakin), 4409 nucleotides. It is a transcript of the gene TSPAN4, whose product is annotated as tetraspanin 4. NCBI's taxonomy places the organism in Eukaryota, Metazoa, Chordata, Aves, Passeriformes, Pipridae. The record is from RefSeq and is a predicted model, not a curated record. Gene Ontology annotation, cellular component: membrane.